UCACCUCUUUCACAACCUCCCAAAAUGGAAGCCCUAACCUUAAUGUCGCCGCAUUUCCGAAGGUUUACCGCCCCAUUUCCUCUCCGAUCUUUAUUUCGUCGAAGCAUAUCGUUGAAGGCUCAGCUCUCGACGGGUUCCUCACGAAAAUCCGGCGCCAAAGAGUUCCCUAUCGCCGGAAUGGAGGAAGCUUUUAUGGGUUUUAUCACCGGAAGGAAGAAAGCAACGGAGGUAGCUCACUCGUAGGUUGUCAGGAUGAUAUGUCCAGACGUUAGUGAUAGAGGAGUAUUUUAGAAAUUAGGUUUUCUGCUUGUCAUCAGGAUGCAAAUUUGUGGUUUUGGGGUAAAGUUGGUUUUUGGAGGAUUUUCUUGCACCGGAAGUUUAAAAGUCUGGGUGUGGAAGAAUAUCAUUCAGAAAGGAGACACUGUAAUUGAUGCAACAUGCGGCAAUGGUUAUGACACGCUGGCAUUGCUCACAAUGGUAGCCGAUGAAUCAGGCAGGGGUUGUGUUUAUGGAAUGGACAUUCAGCAAGAAGCAUUGGACAACACUUCUGCUUUACUGGAAAUAUCAGUCGAGGAAAACAAGAGGAAACUAGUGAAGCUCUUGAAGCUUUGUCAUAGCAAAAUGGAAGAUAUUGUUCAAAAUGACAACUCUGUCAGACUUGUGGUAUUCAAUUUGGGCUAUCUGCCAGGAGGAGACAAAGCAAUUCUUACAACGCCAGGAACAACGCUGGCAGCAUUGCAGGCUGCUGGUAGGGUACUGGGGUCUGGAGGACUUAUCAGCGUCAUGGUCUAUGUUGGACAUCCAGGCGGAAGGGAUGAACUGGAGAGCAUCCAAGGUUUUGCAUCUGGUCUGCCUGUUGAAUCCUGGGCAAGCUUUAAAUUGGAAAUGCUUAAUCGACCAACUGGCCCUGUUCUUAUUCUUAUUUUCAAGAAGUGAAAUGACUUGCAAGAGUUCUGUUUCCAGGAAGGAAAAUGUUUGAACCUCCAGGAAGAGAACUUAUUGUAAGCUAUCGAGCACGUUGGCAAUUUUAUAUAGCAACUUUCUAUUGUCGUAUUAGUACCUCUCAUCAAGCCAUGUAAAAAUAAAUAACAAACACUAAAAUUUUUUAUAUUAUUAUUAUAUAUACGUCAUUUUUUAGCUUA
This is a messenger RNA of Musa acuminata AAA Group (dessert banana), 1142 nucleotides long. RefSeq names its product tRNA (mnm(5)s(2)U34)-methyltransferase, chloroplastic-like. The coding region runs from base 319 to 936 and encodes 205 amino acids. NCBI's taxonomy places the organism in Eukaryota, Viridiplantae, Streptophyta, Magnoliopsida, Zingiberales, Musaceae. The record is from RefSeq and is a predicted model, not a curated record. The transcript has 7 exons.